This is a messenger RNA of Trichoplusia ni (cabbage looper), 2392 nucleotides long. RefSeq names its product myosin-13-like. The transcript has 11 exons. The record is from RefSeq and is a predicted model, not a curated record. Lineage: Eukaryota; Metazoa; Arthropoda; Insecta; Lepidoptera; Noctuidae. The coding region runs from base 231 to 1733 and encodes 500 amino acids.
UUCAUUACGUGCAUCCAUGUGGUAUUUUAUUAAUACCGAUUUUUUACGUAGUUUUGCAUUUUGUUUCUGAACUUGAACUUUGAGUUGCCUAGCAACCAGAUUUGACGUUUCCGGGGCGCGAAAUGUAAACAAAACGUGGUCUCUAAAAGUUGAACUAAAUUAUUAAGUUUUUAUAUAAUUUAUAAUAUUGUUAUUACGUGUGUGUGAAUGUUCCAUAUGACUUAAUUAUUAUGGAAAAUACAACAAUCGAUACUCUUCAGACUGAAGUAGAAUACUACAGGCAAAACCAAACAGUUGUAGAAGAGGAAAUCCGUUCAUUGAUCUGCGACAACCAGAAGCUAUCCAAACAAGUGGGGAUGCUUCUAAAAGAGAAGUUGGACAACGCCAGACAUGCCAUCAACCAGAGCCAGGACAGCAGCAAGGAGUUGGACGAGCUGAGGAAACAGAACUCUUUUCUUGCCAAGGAAAGAGAUUCCCUGCACGUGCUGUGGCAAACUUCUCAGAAAACUAUAGACGCUUUGGAAACUGAAUUAAAAACAUACCAAAGCAGCAGAGGAAAACAGCAUCCGAACGACACUAGAGAUCUAGAAUUUAAACUAGAAACGGCGCUAACAGACUACAUCGAACUAGAAAAGAAGUUAAAAGACUUGCAAACAAAGAACCACAUCUUAGAAAAUGAUUUAAAAAGUAAAGAAAAGGAGAUUGCGACUUACAAAGAGAGAGGUAAAGAGAUAGAAGACAAAUUAAGUGAAGUCAGCAAGAGUUUAGAAGAGUUUAGAGUGAAUUUCGCAGUUGAGAAGAAGAAUAGUGAGGAUUUGAGAGGGCAGUUGGGUUUAUGCCAGAAGGAAUGCUUGGAGAAGGGGAAGAGGGAGGCAGAGGCAAAAUCUAAGGUGGCAGAAGCGUUGCAGCUUUACGAUGUCGUUUCAAAACAGAAGAAUGACGCUCUCAAAUCUAUUCAGGAAUUAAAUAAAGAAAUAACUCAGCUCAAACACGCGUUAUCAACCAUCAGAAGUAAGUUAGAAACAUCGUUCAGGAAAGAAAUAGAUGAAAAUAAAGAGAGGUAUAACGAAAAAGUCUCAGACAUGUUGCAACACAUAAGGAAUCUGGAUGCUGAGCUUGUGGAGAAGGGAUUACUUCUAAACAAGACGAUGAGAGAAAAUAAAAUACUACUGGCAGCGAAUGAAAGUUUCUUGAAACAGCAAAAGGACAAUUUGAAAACUGUGGAUCCGAAACUAGCUGUAGCAGAACAGAGACUUGAGGCCAUGUUUCAAGAAUUGGUAUCAUCAGAGAGACGAAACAUACAACUGGUGUGCGAAAAACAAUGUCUAGUUAUAGAUAUACAGAGAAUACAGGAUGUUCACACUAGAGAGACCAAGAGGAGAGAUUGGGAGGAACAAUUGUUGAAGACACAGUGCGACGAACUUAAAUUACAAGUGGAACACCUACAGAAAUCUUUGGACGAGACCCACGAAAUGGUUAGCAAGCUACAAAACAUGCUUGCAUCACGUACUGAACUCAACCAGAAAAUGGUGACUACGAAAGAAGAGGAAGUGGUGGAAUUGAACAAACAUUUGGAAAACCAAAUGGAGCUCAGUAAAAAAUGGAAAGAAUCCUACUUGGAGAUGACAGACAAAUUAAAGAAAAAACUUCAUGACUUGGAGAAAGAAAAUAAAGAACUUCGCUCAAAACUAAAACUGCCUUACAUUGGAUCCUCAGAGGACAGCAAUAGCUAGCAUAAUGACUACAAAAUUGGCAUUUUACACAACUUAGAUGGUGUUAGCAACAACAGUUAGAACUUUUAUAGUUUUGUUAUCAACGUUUUCGAGGACGUUUAUCGAUUUUAGCUAUUCACCGAAAAAUGACGACUGCUUUAAUCACAAUAAUUCAGAACGAAUCAAAGAUUAACAGACCGACGUUAGUAUCUUGGGUGGAGGAUGGCGAAACCAGGUGGUUCAAAAAUGUUGAGCCAAAGUGUCAAGGAAGAGAUAUAAUUAAUCGCUUCAACAGGUAGAUUAAUUCUAUUGAAAACACUCAAUGACUCACGAACAUCGUGACAAAUUUCGGACAAGUCCAAUGAAUAUACGUAACCUGUCCCUGUCUAACCAUGUUCAAGAUAUCACAACAUACAAGCUUGAUUUUUAACAUGUAAAACUUUGGCUGCUGACCCUACUAAAACAAUACGAAAUUGUUUGGCCAUGUUUACAGGGUAAUGGAUAAUGCCCUAAUAUUAUUGUUGUCAAAGGCUAGUACAAUUAUAGCUAGUGUAGUCAAAGAAUGAAUUGUUAUUUUAGUCGCUAAACCGUAAAUACCUCUUGAAUAAUUUUUGUCUUGUGUAGUGUUAAGAAUUAUACCUCAGUGCAAUAUUAUAUUAUUAAUAAAUAUUAUUAGAGAA